This is a messenger RNA of Branchiostoma belcheri (Belcher's lancelet), 3024 nucleotides long. RefSeq lists its product as uncharacterized. Bases 1 to 3024 code for a protein of 1007 amino acids. NCBI's taxonomy places the organism in Eukaryota, Metazoa, Chordata, Leptocardii, Amphioxiformes, Branchiostomatidae. Gene Ontology annotation, biological process: G protein-coupled receptor signaling pathway; cell surface receptor signaling pathway. The record is from RefSeq and is a predicted model, not a curated record. The transcript is spliced from 12 exons. Gene Ontology annotation, molecular function: protein binding; G protein-coupled receptor activity. Gene Ontology annotation, cellular component: membrane.
AUGGGAAACCUGUCGACCACCAGAACUUCAUUGGUGUUGCUGAUGGGUCUGUGCUACUGCCUGUCAGGUGCACUUGCUCUAACAGGCGGUUGGGUGGAGACCGACCCUACAUGGGUGACACCGGGCGAAUGGGAGGGCGAGGACGGCAUCCGGCGGGUUGCCGGCUACGUCCUGGACGCCAACUUCAAGACGACAUGGAGACCUGGAGAUGAGGAGGCCUCCUGGCGGCUGACGUUUGAUCUGCAGGCGCCCAUGACGCUCUCCAGGAUCCAUAUAUGGUACAAGGGCAGCAGCGUCGACGUAACAGUCCUACGCUCGACUGGGCGAAGUUGGGCCGAAGUGGAUCACAAUUGGGGUCAACAAAACAGGGUUCUGUCACCUCUAAACGGAAUCGAUCUAAGUGACAACCCCAAGACAAAAGGGGUGCCACUUAACGAAAUUGAUCUAAAUGGACUCCUCAGCCCCAGAGCCCAGCUUUGGCGCCUAGAGUUCCCGCGUGAGAGUCAGGCAGAAAUCAUCGAAAUCAGCGAGAUCAGGUUUUUUCAGGCUUGCUCCCAAGUUGAGAGGACGGUCUGCACAGACGGAGACUGUGACGUGCAUGAGGUGAUCUGUGACGGCAUAGUGGACUGUGAUGAUGGGAGCGAUGAAAACAACUGUGAUGAAGAGACGUGUCCAAAUGGAAUCACCAUCAGGGAGACACGAGUGUGUGACGGUACAGACGAUUGUGGAGACAACUCAGACGAACAACACUGCUGCGAGCGGCAGGGCAAGACAUCAUGCAGCAAUGGACAGUCUCCUUCUGCCUGUGACAAUGGGGCCCUGUUCCAUUCGGCCACUCGGUGUGACGGCAAAGAUGACUGUGGAGAUAACAGUGAUGAGAAGAACUGCGACUGUUACUACCUACGGGACAAAGGGGCAAGCUACAGGGGCCUAGCCAGCCGGGACAGUUCCUGUCAGUUCUGGACAUCUCAGUACCCCCACGCCCAUAACCACACGCCCGAGGCCUACCCGUCAGCAGGGCUGGAGCGGAACUACUGUAGGAACCCGGACGGGAAGGACAGGCCGUGGUGCUACACCAACAACCCGCUAGUCAGGGCUGGAGCCCGGCUGUGUCAGAGAUGGGACUCCCAGUCCCCCCACAGCCAUACCCACACACCACAGGCUCAUCCUGAUGCGGGGCUGGAGGAAAACUUCUGCCGUAACCCUGACAACAAGGAGCGGCCCUGGUGCUACACCACGGACGGGACGCGGAGGUGGGACUACUGCAAUGUCAUGGAAUGUGCUGGUAAGAAAUAUCCAUUUUCAAUGAACUCCAUCGACGACCAAUGCCCGAUACCAAAUAAAUGCGCCCUUGUCCAAACGCCAUCUGAGGAGAACGAAGAUUUUUGUCAAUGUGACAACGACUGUGGUUUCUUCGGCGACUGCUGCAAAGGCUUCGAGUUCGAAGAAAGCAGCACAACUCAACCAUCGCCUGCCCACCACCAUCUGAAAUGGAGGUGUGUGCCUAGCUUUUCCACAGUUAGAUCGCUAUCCUAUUGGAUGGUUGCUGACUGCCCUGACCAAUGGACGGACGACGUCAUAAAGGAUCAGUGUUUGAAACCAGUCGAUCCCUUCAACCCUAGUGACCUGGUCUACUGGAUGCCUGUGAUAGACACAGAGGUUCACUGGAGUACAUCAACAUCACUAAUGGUGGCGAUUGCUUUGGGACGAACAGGAAGUCAUGUGUAUGGUUCAUCAAAUGAAACUGCGUCAUUGCUGAACUGCACCGAACCUGCAUUGACAUUUACAUCUGAAGAGUUCCAUGUCCUUCCCAAUGGUAGUGUCCACCUGUUGAGUUCUAACGUGUCCUGUCCGGCUGGUCAGGUGGAAAUACUGAACACAACAGCGUCAGUUUGUGGUGAGUGCGUCCUGCAACAUUUCUUCAACAACACGCAAACAGACAGCAGUAGGGACGCUGUCCAGGGUUGGCUAACUCUGGGUCUUGUGUCAGCGUCUGCCGUAGCUGUGGUCGGUUUCGUGUACUACACGUACAAAUCUGACCAGUGGAAAAAGCUCUCGGAAAAGCUGAAGGUGCAGAUGAUGGCAUGCAUGGCGACUGCUGAAGUCCUGUUUGUGGCACGGGGGUUCGUCCCUGUCGGACGGGGCUGUACAGCGCUGGCGGUACUUCUGCACUACCUUCUACUAACCGCCUUUUCAGCCAUGAACGCACUAGCUGUGGAUCUCUUUCUUACAUUUCGUCAGGAUGCAGAGAGAGUCAAACUGUACAAGCACAUCUUGUAUACAUGGCUGGUGCCGGUACCUGUAGUCCUUGCUACGGUGAUUGUGGAAUUCGGCAGUUCUGUUAGGGUGGGGUACGGGGAAAACUGUUGGAUAGGCAAUCCUACAGCCAGUCUGGUGGCUUUUGGGAUCCCUGUCCUCUGUGCCCUUCUGGUCAAUGUAGUCUUGGUCACUUAUGUAUUGCUGGCCAUUCGGAAGUCAUUUCAGAUAGGCCACGCUGCAAAGGCUCGCUCAGACAUCAGCAAGGCCUGGGUGUACGUGCGUAUCUCGUUCAUGAUGGGAUUCACUUGGAUUCUAGGCUACAUCUACCCUUACGUCAACAGCCCAGCUGUCCAGUACAUCUUCAUUGUGCUGAAUGCUUCUCAGGGCCUGCUGCUGACAGUGUUGAUGACAUUGACGGGGGAGGUGUUGAAGAAAUGGAAGUCUGCGAUCCAGGCACGUUUUGGUCUGGCUGAAGCUCAUCAGGACAAUAGACGAACCACCACUACCAUCCGACGGUCAACCGCAGCGAAGACUGAGCUAACGGCAGGUGGAACCGGCUCAGCUAGAGAGAUACCCAUGACAACUUUGGCCGCUUUGGAGGAGGACAGGGCGCUCGGGGAGGCUCACCAGGACAGUGCCCCAACCGCCAACAAUGAGCAGGCAAACGCAGAUGAGGCAAUGGUAAGUGGAACCGACUCUGCUACAGACAUACCCAUGACUACUUUCGCUCAAGUGAAUGACACCGGGGAUAAAGACGAGCAUUAA